AUGUCGUUGACCGCAGUAACCCACACCAAGAAGAAGUCGAUCCUGUCUUCUUUUGCACUUCGGCGAUCUGGAAGUGAAAUGAGCUUCCCAACACAAGCCGGCCGCAGUGGAAAAGGCGAGGAGGCCCGUGUCAUAUCCUUCCAGAAGGCUACUCAAAUCCAGGUUCCCGAGAGAUCCUCCCCGCCGAUUCCCAGGAAAUCUUCGAGACGCAAUCGUCGGGGCGACAUUCAGCAGAGACGAAUGUCGUCGCAGCGCGAAAAUGCCAGCCUGGCGAAAGUUCUGCCCAAGUCAAGAACGGUGGCGCUCAAUCCUCUUCCAAUGAAUCCCCUCAGGAUGAACCCGGUGAGACUAUCAUCAUCGACCUCGAUGCCUCUAACCAGGAUAUCCGAGCAAGCCGACCGUCAGUCAAAUGACCAGCCAGAUGGUCCGUCCAGUGGCCCAGACGGCGGUCAAACCCAUAUUCACUUGCCACAGGAUGCCAAGAUUAUGCCCGAUGAGAAGCACAUUUCCCAGAAGCCCGAUGAGAAGCAUAUUGCCCACAAACUGGACAUGAUGCUUGCUCAGACAAUGGCCCUGAAGCCUGUGCCAUUACCGCAGCCUGCGCGCAUCCCAUCGAGCAGCACCAGUUCCAAGAUGACUCGGCUUGUGAAACAGAACCUGUUCAAGAAGAUGUCAAAUGCUCUAGCAGAUCGACUCCACUCUAAGAGCCAUGCAAAGGAGCCACGGACAAGGACACAAGACAAUCACAAGCAAGUUGAUGUCUUCAUUGAACCCCGGCCACAGGUUCCGAUACCAGAGAAACUGUCUUCAGUGCCGACAGUCAGAAUCGGUCUCAAAGAGAGCGCCAACUUCAGCAAGGACCAAGACGAGAAUACUGUAGGCGAACAUGUCCCGCGCACCAAUCUUCCUGAAAACCGCGAGUCUCUUUUGCAGCCCAAACUGUCUGAGGAUCCCUUCUCGGAGGCUCCCACCGUCAAGCGACCCGUGACUGAGUUUGAGAACCGGCUCCGGACCAACUCGCUAGACGAUUCUAUCACAGGUGCUCCUUUAAGGACUAAUCCCUUUGAGACGGAGAAGCUAUUCGAGAGCAAGAUUGACUCAAUGCUCCCCUCGCCGCCUGUUGCCUCGUCAACACCUCGAAGCAAGUAUGGGCGAUUCCAGCCUUUGAAUGAGAGCCCAACAAAGAGAUCCCGGGGCAUGGCUACACGGGAUGGUUCGUCGUCCGAGUCUGGUGCUUCUCCUGCAAGUGAAUCCAAGGAUGCGCUGGUCCAGAAAUUUGACUCGUGGGAAAAGAAGAGAAAACCUGGGAGCAACAAACGGCUGAAGCCACACCUUGCUCUUUCAUAUAUCCCAGUCAUUGAUAGCGCGGACCGGAAGAAGCACCCCUCACCAGCCAAGAGAGAUCUCGAACUUAUGGAAAAGGAACUCCGUCUACAAUACCCCGGUAUCAAUUUUGGGUUUGCGAAAGAGAAUGACGACACUGACGAGCUAGCGAGCAGCAUAGUGACUUCACCGAUCAUGUCCCGUGCUGAGGCGGGAGUACUAAGACGCCUUGGGGUUUGCAAGGUUUCGAAUGCCCGUAAUGGCCCUAACGAUGGUGAUGGACUUGACACACAGAGCAAUAACGGCAAUAAGAUGCUGAAGCGCAUGUCUAAUCAGAGAAAGCCGAGUCAUACCACGCGGCCAGCGGGGAUGCCCCGUUCUCAUACCGAGAGCCGCUUUCCCGUUGCCAACUUCGAUUCUCACAUGGACCUGGACGAGUUGCAGAUUGACGCUCCGGUAAUGUCGUAUGGAUUUACGCAGAUUGGUUCUCAGGCGGUGUUUUAAUGAGGCUACCUGGCGGUCAUAACGAGAAGAAGACGCAUGACGGUGUGUAGGAUAUUGUCGGUCACCUAUUGCUAGAUGGUUGUCAUAGCUUGCGACAUUCUCCAAACUCUGUCCCUAGAACGAGUUGGGGGAAAAUGCUCUAGUACCACGAUAUCGGUCUUGCCUGUGUCUCGAGGGACAACACUAUAGGCUACGAUAGGGGGUGGUAAGAGGUCGGUCAUGUCUACACAUGUGGCGUUCGGGGCCAAUCUUUCAGCAGGCG
This is a messenger RNA of Lasiosphaeria miniovina, 2089 nucleotides long. RefSeq lists its product as uncharacterized. The transcript has 2 exons. Bases 1 to 1827 code for a protein of 608 amino acids. NCBI's taxonomy places the organism in Eukaryota, Fungi, Ascomycota, Sordariomycetes, Sordariales, Lasiosphaeriaceae. The record is from RefSeq and is a predicted model, not a curated record.